AUGAAUGCCCCCUUUACCUCUGGCCUUGGUCCAAGCUCAACUUGGAUCAAGUGAUGGCUCAUCACUUCUCCCUUUCCUUUGUUCAGUUCUUUCAGACCUAGACCUCCCUCAGUAUCAAGGCCAAAUUCCACUGCUGUGACCGAGUUCCUCUUUGAAGAUUUCUCCAGCUUUGGGUGGAAACACAGGAUUGUAUUCUUUGUUGUCUUUCUAACUUUAUAUCUACUGACCCUCUCUGGAAAAGUCAUCAUUGUGACCAUCAUUCUCCUGGAUUGUCACCUUCACACUCCCAUGUACUUCUUCCUGAGCAUGCAGUCCAUCUCUGAGACCUGCUACACUGUGGCCAUCAUCCCUCGAAUGCUGUCUGACCUUCUGAGUCCUCACCAACGCAUUGCCAUCCAAGGCUGUGGCACACAGCUCUUCUUCUAUCUCACCUUUGACAUCAACGACUGUUUCCUGCUCAUAGUCAUGGGGUAUGACCACUAUGUGGCCAUUUGCAACCCUCUACGGUAUUCCAUCAUCAUGGGUAAGAGGUCCUGUGUCCAUCUGGCAUCUGGGUCACUGGGAAUUGGGCUGACUAUGGCCAUUGUCCAGGUAACAUCUGUGUUUGGUCUGCCCUUCUGUGAUGACUUUGUCAUCUCUCACUUCUUCUGUGAUGUGCGACCCUUGCUGAAGUUGGCCUGUGCAGACACCACUGUCAAUGAGAACAUUAACUUUGUGGUCAGUGUCUGUGUUCUUGUUCUACCCAUGCACCUGGUCUUCCUCUCCUAUGUCCUCAUCAUCUCUACCAUCCUUAAGAUUGCUUCAGCUGAGGGCAGAAAGACUUUUGCCACCUGUGCCUCCCACCUCACAGUGGUCAUCAUCCACUAUGGAUGUACCUCCAUCAUCUACCUUAAGACCAAGUCCCAGAGUUCUCUGGGGCAGGACAGGCUCAUCUCAGUGACAUACACCGUCAUCACUUCCCUGCUGAACCCUGUAGUGUACAGCCUGAGAAAUAAGGAGGUCAAAGAUGCUCUGGGCAGAGCUUUAGGGGGAAAGCCCCUCCCCACUUAG
Molecule: messenger RNA, 1050 nt
Organism: Trichechus manatus latirostris (Florida manatee)
Lineage: Eukaryota; Metazoa; Chordata; Mammalia; Sirenia; Trichechidae
Product: olfactory receptor 10J4-like
Biological process (GO): detection of chemical stimulus involved in sensory perception of smell; G protein-coupled receptor signaling pathway
Cellular component (GO): plasma membrane
Molecular function (GO): olfactory receptor activity; G protein-coupled receptor activity
Source: RefSeq, a predicted model, not a curated record